AUGGAGUCGAAAUUUUUUUGGCUUUCAGAUUCAGCUCAGUCCUUGACCUCGAAUCUAGACGGCAAGCACUUGCAUUGGACAACAGAUAUCAAUGAAGAGCUGCCUAUAUUCAUGCCUCCUUACAAGCAUGGUCAGGAGGCCCCGAUAACAUUUGUUGAGAUCUUUCAACAAGCAGUGCUGGAGACCCCUAACAAACCAGCCUUAAGAGUUAAAAAAGCAGACAAAUGGAUAACCUGGACUUUCCAAGAAUAUUAUUCAGAUGCUCUUUUAUUUGCCACUUCCCUCAUUAGUCUAGGAAUCUCACAAAGGAAAGUCGUCAACAUCAUUGGUUUUAAUGCUCCUGAGUGGAUUUUGUCAUUUGCCGGGUCAGUUAUGGCCAAUUGCAUUCCUACGGGGAUCUAUACAACCAGUGGCACUGAAACUUGCCACUAUAUAGCAGACCAUAGUGAAGCUGAAUUAAUUGUAGCUCAAAACGAAUCCCAUCUCAUGAAGUACCUCAAAGUCAUUGAUAAGCUGCCAAAAAUCAAAGCAUUCGUUGUUUAUUGGCCUACAGGCAACUUGAAAGAGAUCAAUAGUCCUGUCCCUAUCUAUAGCUGGACUGAAUUUUUAGCCUUACUCCCCCCCCUCCGUGAGUGAACAAAACCAUUAGAAAAAUCCCUAUUUUUUGCCCAAAAAAAACCCACCAUCCGUGAGUGAAUAAAAAUUUUUUUAAUAGAACAAAUUUUUUAUAGAAAAAAAUUUUGAUAUAUAAAUGAUAAUUAGCAUAAUGAAAUCUAGAGCUAAUUCUGCUUAAUUUUAAACAAAUUACGUUUUAAAACAUAAAUUUUAUAAAUUAAAUUAAUAUUUGCUUUCCAAUUUUUGCGAAUUAGGAUUUUUUUAAAUUUUGAAAAAAAAAAUUGUUUAUAAAAUUUAUAUAUAAAUUUUUUUUUAAAAAAAAAAAUUAACCCCCCUCCGUGAGUGAACAAAAUUUUUUUGUUCACUCACGAGAGGGGGGGGAGUUAGGGGAAAACGUUGAUCCAGGAGAAGUUGAAAAUCGAAUGAGUUCAAUUAGACCUUCAAGCUGCAUGACGAUUGUCUAUACUUCAGGAACAACUGGGCCUCCAAAAGGAGUUUUAUUAAGUCAUGACAACUUAGCUUGGUCUGGAAGAAGACUAAGAGAUGUGUCUGAGCCAUAUGGUGAUGAUGAGCAUUCCAUUUCUUAUUUGCCACUUAGUCAUGUAGUCCAGCAAACAAUUGACUUUUUUGGCUGCCUCAUCGCCAAAGUAUGUAUUGACUUCGCUGAUGAAGAUGCGUUACAAGGAUCGCUCGGCAAAACAAUAAAAGAAGUAAGGCCGACCUAUUUCUUUGGAGUUCCAAGAGUCUACGAAAAACUUGAAGAAAAAAUCAAGGCUAUGUUCAACUCACUUCCGCCUAGCAAGAAAAAAAUUGUAAACUGGGCCAGAGAAGUUGCUUAUAGAAAUGUUUUGAAUCAGCUAGAAAAUCGACCAGUUGAAAAGAGCUUUUAUGUCGCCAAAGCAGUCUUUUUAGAUAAAUUUAGAGAAAUGCUUGGCUUUGAUAGAUGCAGAACUCUUAUGUAUGGAGCAGCUCCAUUGUCAAGAAGCACAUUAAAGUUCUUUAUAUCACUAAAUAUGCCAAUUAUAUCCGGAUAUGGGAUGUCUGAAACUGCGGCACCCAUGACUUUUGGGACAUAUAAAAAUGGGAAUAUAUGAAGCCAAGGAGCUGUGCUACCAGGUGCUGAGCUAGUCAUCAUGAACUCGAAAGGAGUCCAGCUUCCAGCAGGUGAAGCUGGAGAAAUCUGCUAUAGAGGAAGAAAUAAAUUCGCUGGAUAUCUCAAAAAUGAGAAAGAAACCAGAGAGUGUAUUGAUCAGAAUGGAUUUUUACACUCAGGAGACGAAGGAUAUUUAGAUAGAGACGGAUUUUUGUUUAUUACAGGCAGAAUAAAAGAAUUGAUCAUAACGGCUGGCGGUGAAAAUAUUCCUCCUUUCCUUAUUGAAGAGCAAAUCAAAGAUAUUUCAAAAAUUUUCAAUACAGUCUUGGUUGUUGGGGAAGGGAAAAAAUACCUUGGAGCCUUAAUUUCAUUUAAAAAAGCGCUGCAGCCUGAUGGAUCAUUCAGUGAGAAACUAACUCCUGAGGUAGUAGAAAUUUUGAAGGCUCAUGGAAGCCCUGUAAAAGAAAAUCGUCAAGCUUUGGUAUGCCCAAUAGUGAAGAAAUAUAUUCAAUCCUGCAUUGACAAAUAUAAUAAGCAUGCAACUUCUAGAGCUCAGCAUAUAACUCUCCCCACUUUAAAUUGGAACAAAAAACUCUGUUUCAAUUUAAAGGAGCAUUUUUUUAUAAAAAAGUGUAAAUUAAAUUUUUCUAGAUAAAAAGAUUUUAUAGUCUAUUGCAGAUAUUUCUUACUAUGCAAGGAAUGUGCGAAAAUUCUUGACAUACCAAAAAAAAAUUCCACAUGUGAAGUCUUAAAUAAGUGCAGGCUUCACAUAUGGAAUUUUUUUUGGCAUGUGGAGAAAUUUUCCACAUGCCUUGCUCAUAAGAAAUAUGGGUAACAGACAAUAUAAAAUUUUUGAAAAUAAAUUGAGCACAAUAUUUUUGAAUUUUCAUUUAUUUAUGAGAAUUAAUACUAUUUCGAUUUAGCGUGAAAACUUUACCUAUAUUUUGUUCCAAUUUAAAGGUGUUUAGUAAGAAAAUGGGGAUUUUUGCCUCAAGAUUUUUCAAUUGCUGGAGGUGAACUUACCGCUACGAUGAAAGUUAAGAGAAAAGUAGUUCAUAAGAAAUAUGAAGCAGCAAUUGAGCAGCUUUUUAUUGAUCCUACUUUAUAA
Molecule: messenger RNA, 2816 nt
Organism: Blepharisma stoltei
Lineage: Eukaryota; Ciliophora; Heterotrichea; Heterotrichida; Blepharismidae
Source: the annotation of a GenBank genome assembly